Molecule: messenger RNA, 648 nt
Organism: Emiliania huxleyi CCMP1516
Lineage: Eukaryota; Haptophyta; Isochrysidales; Noelaerhabdaceae
Exons: 3
Coding region: 1-648 (215 amino acids)
Source: RefSeq, a predicted model, not a curated record
AUGGCCCUGGCCGGGUCCGACGUCCUCGCCGAGAGCUGGACGUCGGCCGCUCCAGGCUAUGACGAGCUCUUCGUGCCGCGGUUUGCGCCCUGGACGGAGGACGCGCUCGCGGCACUGACGCAGCACAAACACUCGCUCCCGGAAGACCACGAGGUGCUGGUGCCGUGCUGCGGUCCGGGCCAGGAGCUGCUGCCGAUCGCAGAGCUCCUGGGUGGCGAGCGGGCCGUUCGCGGCACCGAUCUCGCGCCGGGAAUGAUCGAGAUUGCGCAGAGCCGCUGCGUCGCCGCGGCGGCCCGCUUUGGCCGCAUGUCUGCUGAGGUGGGAGACGCCAUGGCGCCCGGAGCGGGCCCGUACGCCGCCAUCUUCUCCGUGUUUGGCCUGCAGCAGCUACCCGACCCAGUCGCUGCCAUCGAGGCCUGGGUGCGCGCACUCGCCCCCGGCGGCGUCGCCGUCGUCUGCUACUGGCCAAUGGGCGCGGGCGAGCGGCGGCACCGCAUCGAAUGGCCGUGCCCGGCCGGCAUGUGGGAGGGCAUGACACGAAGCGGCCCGUGGCAUGCGCAGCGUGUCCGCCGCGGAGACGCCUUUGUGGACGGGCUGAGAGACGACUUCCUCGCCCCAGUGAAAACGAGUCUGCUCUACUAUACGUAG